AUGUCGGACGAAGAUUCCAGUGACGACGAACUUUGCAAAAAGGACUUGGAAGAAAGGCUGGCAAACCAGCCGACGCCAGAUGUCGUGGAUUUCCUUCCCGCUUUCAAGGUCCCAAAUGACGAUGAUCAUGAGACUGAUGGGAGAAGCGGUUUGCCAAAAAUUAAGGAGGAGAUUUCCGAUCAAGAACUUACAGCGACACCGGAAGCCAUGCUUUCAGCGUGUGAAAAUGGAAUAGUGGAUCAUGUACUACAAAUAUUAGAAAAAGAACCCGCACUUCUUAACUGUAGAGAUGAAGAUGGCUAUUCGCCGCUUCACAGAGCUUGUUAUAAUGGACAUACAGACGUGGUGAAAGUUCUUUUACCAAGAGGAGCGGAUUUGCAAGCUAAAACCGAGGAUGGAUGGCAGCCUUUGCAUUGCGCUUGCAGAUGGGGUGAAUAGGCCUUGUUAGUUUAGUUUCACUUUUUACCCACUUCAGACCAAAGGACAAUCUUAAACACCAUUCUUGUGGUGAAUAGGGUUAACUUUGAAAUUAACAGAGACGCAUCAUGUUACAUUGUCUGAAAUGGGUAGAUAAACAGUAUACCUAUGGCAUUUUUUGGCUCAGCCGUGGCCAACUUAGUAGCAGUAGUAAGCCAUUUUUAGUUAACAUGUCAAUGCAAUUUACCCUCCAAUUAUCCCCAUAGCUACUAGCAGCAUACAGGAAAGUCACCAUGUCAUAACCCGCCAACCAACUGCUCCCCCCACCCCGACCACCCCCUCUGACCUGAAAGGGGCAGUUUGUAGGUGCAUAAAUAUUUGUGUAAGUGAAAGGUUCUUGUGACGGAGACUGGGACAUUGCAAAGACUGAAGAGGGGAGGGUGGAGUUCUGCCUGUCUGUGGGAUACACCACUCAAGUGAGAUGUGAGACCUCUCAGUACAUUUACACUAGUCUCUCUACCUCUACUUAACCCUUCUUAUAAGUUCUUUGUUGAAGCCACCAAGCUAUUAUGCUGUUUUCUUAUACAAGGAGCUUGGCACCCAACAAUUAUGAACAGGCAUCCCAGGAGGAGAAGGUACUGGUAACUUUUCUCUUAGUUGCCUCAUACUACAGGUACCAGGCUUAGAACUCAGGUAAAAAAAAAAAAACCCUGUGGCUUGAUUGCACCAAUUCCUCUUUCAGGGAGAGUGUAGUCAAUUUGGGAGCAGAGUGUAGGAGGGUACGUGGCCACCUUUUGGAACCAUUAGUGUUCUACAACUAAUUAAGAGAUAAUUUUGAAUCAGUCUCUGCUUCAACUCAUUAUUAAUUUAUUAAUCUUGACAGGCAAGACAGAUGUUGCAUCAUUGCUAUUACAGAAUGGUGCUGACAUUAAUGCACAGACCAAUGGAAAACAGACUGCGCUUCAUUUUGCUGCCAGUGGAGUUGGCGGAACCACAACUUUGCAGUUGCUGCUGUGCAACAGGUGGUUGGAUGCAAGUCUUCUUAACAUGCAGAAUGAAACAGCAUAUGAUAUUGCUAAACGGAGUGGAAAGCACCAUGAACUGUUUGAAAUAGUUGAAGAUUGUAUGAAUGUUAAAUAA
Messenger RNA from Porites evermanni, 1557 nucleotides. Lineage: Eukaryota; Metazoa; Cnidaria; Anthozoa; Scleractinia; Poritidae. The record is from the annotation of a GenBank genome assembly.